This is a messenger RNA of Alligator mississippiensis (American alligator), 6686 nucleotides long. It is a transcript of the gene TRPC1, whose product is annotated as transient receptor potential cation channel subfamily C member 1. Gene Ontology annotation, molecular function: inositol 1,4,5 trisphosphate binding; protein binding; store-operated calcium channel activity. NCBI's taxonomy places the organism in Eukaryota, Metazoa, Chordata, Crocodylia, Alligatoridae. The record is from RefSeq and is a predicted model, not a curated record. The transcript has 8 exons. Gene Ontology annotation, cellular component: cation channel complex; membrane. Gene Ontology annotation, biological process: regulation of cytosolic calcium ion concentration; calcium ion transmembrane transport; manganese ion transport. Bases 3616 to 4983 code for a protein of 455 amino acids.
GUUGGUCUAAUAAAAGAUAUCGCAUCUAUCCAAAGAACCUUGCCUGCCUAUGUCUUUAGACCAACACGGCUACAACCAAAAACCCUGCUUCACAAUAAGUGAGGUUUGAUGUGUCAUACUUGUACAAUUCACUGUUCAGUGAACUUGUUUGUUUAUGCCAUCCCCUACUCACCUGCUGUUUUAGGCUUUGUCAUACGGUCCUAUGUGCUUUUUUAAUCUGUUAUGGCAGUUAGUCCUGAUUCUAUCUAUCCCAGGAUGUUCUUAAAUGGAUCUCAGAUAUUCUGAUGCACUCUGUUUUCCACAGAACUUUACACUUUCAGACUUUUAAGUCGUACUGCUCCUAGCAUGUCUUAUGGCCUACACUAAAUUUGAUAAUUAUCCCCACAGAUCCCCAUUUUAGUGUUUGUUUUGUCACGUACGUAGCUUGGCUACCUGACCUCCUUUAUCCAGCUCCCAUUUUUAUGGGAUUUUGUUGUCUGACCCAGACUUGUCUCCAUUAAUUAUUCUGCUAUAGCUGUGUUGGUAUAAUUGUAUGGACAUUCUGUUCCAGAAUAACAAAGAUUUUAUUAAAUCCUGUAGAACUCAUCAAUAAAUGUUCUUUCCAUCUCUACCCUUUGGGCACAUUCAUCCAGGAAGGACUUAAUUUUAAAACCAUGCUUUUAGGUCUGACUGCUUGUCUUUGGGACAAAGUAUUUCAUGGCUGACAAUGACACGGGUUGCAAAGGGGAUGAGAAUGAAUUAUUCAGCAGUGCUACUGAAGCUGUUUUUAUACUAUGUCCAGGCCUGGUUCCACAUACAAUUAGUCUAGGAUAUUUUCUUUAGAUGAGCUUGUAGUUGACUUCUGACUGGCAAGUUCAGGACUCUGCAAGCUGCAGGUAAGAAAAAAAAAUGAUACUGAAUAAUAAGUGCCUAGUGGUCACCUGUGUGUUUCAUCCUUUAGUCAUCACUUGGUUGAGUUUCCAUCCCUUUCUUUCUGUAUGGUGCAUGUUGUCAGAGAAUCAAGGUGAUCUGUAUUGGCACUGUAGAAGAAAGGACCACUGAAGGCUAAUGCAGUGUUGGUUAUAAUCAUAAUACAGUGGUUAUAAAUUGCUAGGUCCUUGCCCUUUGCUUAAGUUCAGCUGUGCCUCAUUAUAUAAGAAUUUUUAGGAAUAUGAGGAGGUACAUAACUCUUGAGAGGUGAAUCAGGAUAAUGGGUCUAUUUUGCUGCUUGGAAUCUAGGAGACCUGACAGCUACUCAUGAGGCAGUUACUUUUUUCUGUGAUGCUAGCUGGGUUGUGAUGUUCUUAAUACUGUACCUGGUUUGAAGAUCAGGUCCAAAACGUGACCAGUUGUUUGGAUUGACCUGGUUUGAUGUGUGAAGUUCUUAGGGAAGCAUUACAAUGGUCUGUGUGAAUCAGUGUUUAUAACUGUUAAGUCUUUGGUAGCUAACUAGCCUUAAAUGCUCAUUCAACACCUUAUAAAUUCAAGAGGGCGUCUAAGGGAAGUGUAGAGCUCUUAGGCUCUACCUUCCACAACAAAUCUUGAUUUUCUUUUUGACCACUACUACCUGGAUUAUGAGUGCUCUGAGGCAGAGGCAAGUAUACAGCUGUACAUUAUGUUGUUUGUACCCCCAAAACACACUUACGUGAAUAAACACUUGUCCCACUUUUUAUCUGUGUAUCCAGAACAGUGCAAUUUAGAUGCUAAUCUAUAAUGCCUUGGAUACUUAGAAAGGAGGAAGAUAGCACCCAAACUGUCAGCAAAGUUCCUUGGGUGAAUCUGAUAUCUUUUAUUAGACCAACCCAAAUAGUUGGAAAAUAAUUAUUAAGCAAGCUUUUGGGUUCAAAAACCCUUCGUCAGGCUAAGGGAGUUUCGGCAGUUGGUAUGUGCUCUUCCUGGAUGGAAUGAAAAUAAUUGCUUAAUAAUUAUUUUCCAACUAUUUGGGUUGAUCUAAUAAAAGAUAUCAGGUUCACCCAAGGAACCUUGUCUGCCUGUGUCCUUAGACCAACACGGCUACAACCUACACCCCUGUAACUGUCAGCAAGUCAUUUUAGGCUUUUCCUUCCUGUCUAUACCCCAUAUAUCUGUACAUAGCUUACUCUAAUGCUCAUUUCCUGAUUUGGUUUGUUUAAAUUUCUUUGCUUCACUGAGGCAGGUAGGGUUUUUUGAGUAGAUGUCAUAUCUUUUAUUAGACCAACUGAGUAGUUGGAAAAAAGUUCUUAGCAAGCUUUUGGGCAUAUUCACCCUUCUUCAGGCAUAGGGAGUCUGGGAACAGGACUGAACUAGUUUUUAUGGCCUUGAAGGGUGGAAUUUACAUCCUUGUCAAAAUUAGUUUUUUGGAGGGAAGAUUUCUUAUCUCCUUUAACCAGUUUGUGAUGGUACUUGCCGUGAUCCUGUUUUCUUUUUACUUUAUUUUAUGGUCUUUGCUGAUAGGGCAGCUUUGGCUUUAAAACUUAAGGCACUCAAAAUAAAUGUCUCUUCCAGAACAGUUGGAUUUAAUACAUUUCAUUACAUCAAUCAUUACUCACAUUCUUAAGCAAAAGCUAUAAUAUACUGUGUUUGAAUGAUCUGUUAAGAUUUUCUUGGAUAAUCUUAAGCAUUUUGCUCUGUGUAAUUUGAUCUCUCUACUUUUUUCACUGGGCAUGGUAAUUGUUUUCUUUGCUUUAGCCCCCCUAGUUGUAAUGUGCACAAAGUUCACUCUUUGGUUAAUUGGAAAUGGGCUUUUUGGCCUUCUGUUUUAGUUGCCCUUCUGAACUUGUCUUAAGCCCCUUGAAAAUGGCCAAGUCUAGCAAAACAACACCAAUAUAGAGAGUCUAGAAAAAUCUGGAAGCUUUGAGCCAAUGCUAACUGUAUAGAAGAUAAUGUGGUUUGAGAUCAUAGAUGUGGAGGCUUCUAUCCCAAGGACAUUUGACAACCAGAUAUGAAAGUUAUUGUACAACGUAAGUUAAUUUCUAAGUAAUCUGAACCCUUUUUUAAAAACUGAAUUCAGGCCCCUAUUUAAAAGAUUUUGUGAGGUUGUAUAAAAUGUAGGCUGUUCAAAAAGAAACUUGAUAGACUGAGUGAAUUUUCCAGGCCUAGAGACGUGGUAUCCAUUUUUGGUUUGUGUUAAGCAAAUGCACAAAAAUACUUCCCAGGUGCUUCUGUUCAUCAUCACAGCUUUCUUACUACUAUGGUUAGAUGAAAUGGGAACGUUUUUUUUUUUAGAAUGAUAUGGGGAAAGUUUUAUGCAAAAUAUUUUAUUGUCAGUAGUUUUGUUGAGGUAAGAACUUUUUAAUGAGGUGAUCUCAGAAAUAUUGUGGUACUAAAAAGAAGGCAUUGUCUGUUCAUUUUAUAUUAAAUUCCAGAUGGUAUGUACAAAGAGUUCCUAAGCCUCUCACCAUUAUAAUACAAACUUAGAUUAAAAUCUGGUAAAACCUGUGGUUUGUUCAGCAAAGCACUGGGUCUCUUAAAGUUAAUCCUGUGCUCAAAUGCUUUGCUGCACUAUAGCCAUAAUGAUUAAAAAGAGGAUCUGAUUUGUAUAGGAUUAUUUGUCUACUUUGGUCCUGAUCCUGUGAGGCAUUGUAACCUCAGUUCCUGUUCCUGUUUGUUGCCCAGUCUAACUGUCAGCAGUUUCUCAAUACUGUAUGGUUUGGACAGAUGGCAGGCUACCGACGCAAACACACUUGUAAGAAGAUUUUGACUGUUUUGACAGUUGGCUUUUUUUGGCCAGUGCUGUCCCUCUGUUACUUGUUAGCUCCAAAAUCACGAGUAGGUCAAAUAAUUCACACUCCUUUUAUGAAGUUUAUUAUUCAUGGAGCUUCAUAUUUCACGUUCCUGUUGUUGCUUAACUUGUACUCACUUGUCUAUAAUGAAGCUAAGAAGAACACAAUGGGGCCAGCACUUGAGAGAAUAGAUUAUCUUCUGAUAAUAUGGCUUAUUGGAAUGGUGUGGUCAGACGUUAAAAGACUCUGGUAUGAUGGCUUAGAAGACUUCUUAGAAGAAUCUCGUAAUCAACUAAGUUUUGUCAUGAAUUCUCUGUAUCUGGCAACCUUUGCUCUCAAAGUUGUUGCUCAUAACAAGUUCCAUGGAUUUGGUGAGAGGAUAAAGUGGGACGCAUUCCAUCCUACACUUGUGGCAGAAGGUCUCUUUGCUUUUGCUAAUGUUCUCAGUUACCUUCGACUCUUCUUCAUGUAUACCACCAGCUCUAUCCUAGGGCCACUGCAGAUUUCAAUGGGUCAGAUGCUACAAGAUUUUGGAAAAUUCUUAGGGAUGUUCCUUCUUGUCUUGUUCUCAUUCACAAUUGGAUUGACCCAACUGUAUGAUAAAGGAUUUGCUGUCAGCAACGACAAGGACUGUACCGGGAUCUUCUGUGAGCAGCAAAGCAAUGACACAUUUCAUUCGUUUAUUGGCACCUGCUUCGCUCUGUUCUGGUACAUAUUCUCUCUAGCACAUGUAGCAAUCUUUGUCACUAGAUUUAGCUAUGGUGAAGAGUUGCAAUCUUUUGUGGGGGCUGUAAUUGUUGGGACCUACAACGUAGUGGUUGUGAUUGUCCUUACCAAGCUUCUAGUGGCAAUGCUUCAUAAAAGUUUUCAGCUUAUAGCAAAUCAUGAAGAUAAAGAGUGGAAAUUCGCUCGUGCCAAACUUUGGCUUAGUUACUUUGAUGACAAAUGCACACUGCCUCCACCUUUCAAUGUCAUUCCUUCGCCCAAGACCAUCUGCUAUCUCUUUAACAGCCUCAGUAAAUGGAUCUGCUCUCAUACGUCAAGUGGCAAAGUAAAACGUCAGAAUAGUCUGAAGGAAUGGAGAAAUUUGAAGCAAAAGAGGGAUGAGAAUUACCAAAAGGUGAUGUGUUGUUUAGUCCAUCGUUACUUGACCUCCAUGAGGCAGAAGAUGCAAAGCACAGAUCAGGCAACUGUGGAAAAUUUGAAUGAACUACGGCAAGAUUUAUCAAAAUUUCGAAAUGAAAUGAGGGACCUACUUGGUUUUAGGACCUCGAAAUAUGCUAUGUUUUAUCCAAGAAACUAGAGUCUGCAUUUUCACAGGGAAGUGUUUAACACUAAGCGCCUACAACUGAAAAUGUUGGCUUAAUUCUGACACUAAACCAAAUAGAAAAAAUAUUGUUGUGCACACAACAUUUGAAAAUGUUUGCAUAAGCUAUAGCGAAGAGUUGGAAAUUAAUGCAAAAGUCAAGUCAUUUUGUUGAAAUCCUUUGUGAAUGGUGUGUGAAGCAUAGUAUGUAAAAUAUGUAUAUAGUUUGGUUUUUUUUAAAGAAAUAUGUGGAUUGUGACCUGUCACAAUAGCUAGUAGGCUUAAGAUCUUCCUGGCUGGCAUGCAUAUUGCAUUUGUGUGUGUGUGUGUGUGUGUGUGUGUGUGUGUGUUCAUGUUCAUUUUGCUUGUUUUUUAAGAUGUGGGAGAAGAUGGUAUUUUAAAAUACUUCAGAAAGCACCAAGUUUAUUUUUAAUAGAAAUGUCAAAGUAGUAAAGUUGGUAAUUAUGAUUUUCUAAUUGAUUGCGAUAUAAACUUGAAGACUGCAUGAAUCUGGAAAAGACUACUACUACCAGAUUUUAUACAUGACAUUGACAGAAUGCUAAUAGCCAUGCAACCGAAAAUCAAAAUAAAUAUGAGAUUUUGAAGACUUUCCUAUAAAUUGCAGGUUGGUAGAGAUUGUUAAAAUUUUGGAUUUAAAAACCAAGUUCCACAGAUCAAUUUUAAAAGACUCCAAUCCUCUGCAAAAUGUGUCAAACAAAUCUUUUUCUUAAAUGAUUUUUCAUUUUGUAAUGAGUUUGUUAAUCUGGGGUAGUACUUGGUAUUCAAACAUGCCACUUUUCAUCUGCAUUACGAGCAGUUCUCUAGGUUGGGAAAAUCUAAUUUUUAACAAGAAUGAGUAGCACAUUAUGCCUUUGUUGUUGGAAGAUGUGCUUCCAGAAGGCUGUUUUAAUGGUGUUUUUUUUUAAACAUCCUAUAUUAAAUGUGUUUUGUCAUACUGCUUUAUUCCUGAAAUAACUGUUGGCAAGUUUGACAUGUUUCAUGUCAGGAAUAUUAUUAGACCUUGUAAUUAUUUGUGACAUUGAUUUUACAUACAAUGGAAAGCAAGGGCUUUGUGGGUUUUCUGUGCUGGGGGGAUACAGUUUAUCUUUUACACUAAUGUAUAAUUCGGGUUGACAAACUGUAAUUGAGAAAAUGUGAUGCUCUUGUAUUUUUAAUUACAAAAAACAUUAUAUUUAUGAUAGCUAAAGGAGUUAAAGGAUUGAUUGGCAGAAAUAUUGUGAAAGCAAUGUUUUAAAAAUGUGGAUAUCUGAUAAGUGUAUAUUUUAGUGCCAGAAGGCGCAGGCUGCUACAAUGAUCUUUUACCACAACCAAUCCUGUGGUUGACAGAGAUAAGGUUUAUGUCAGGGAUCCCUUCAAAGGGAAUUCUUACAGAAUUGUUUCUUGCAAAGGUGAUAUAUUUUCUGUACUAUUGAAUUAUGCAUAUUCCAAGAGGGAUUUAAAUAUUAGGCUUCUUGAAGUCAUACUGCCAUGGUAGUCUGAGUUGUCUAAUGAGUUUUUUAUUAUUUUUUUAUUUGAAUAAGGGUGUAGCCUCCUUUGUUCUAUGUAAAGAGGCUAAUCCAAUUCUUGAAUUUGGAAGCAAAUCUCAUAUUUGGACUAUGUACUGACAUAAAACUUUGUGCUGUAUAUGUUGUCAUGCACUCCAGAAGAGGAAACGGACAAAUAAAAAGCAAUUUGAAAAA